AUGGGUGACCUUCCAAAGGGUAAUUCAUCAGUGUCGUCACUCCACCAUAACUUGCUACAGGAAGUUUGUGGGAGCCGGGCAUCAACUGCGUUGCUCCGAAGCUACAAAAGAAGCUUUAAUGGGUUUGCCGCGAAGCUAGUAGAUGACGAAAAAAACAAAAUAGCUCGUAUGGAGGGAGUCGUGUCAGUGUUUCCAAGCAAAAUCAUGGAACUGCAUACAACAAGGUCCUGGGACUUUAUGGGCUUUCCUCAAGAUGUCAAAAGAGCACCCCUUGAAAGCGACAUCAUCGUCGGAAUGCUGGACACCGGCGCCUGGCCGGAAUCCGAUAGCUUCAAGGACGAUGGAUUUGGCCCCCCACCAUCCAAAUGGAAGGGCUCAUGCGAUUCCACCAAUUUCACCUGCAACAACAAACUCAUCGGAGCAAAAUACUACCUGAGUGACCCGAGAGCCGCCAACCUUUCAGCAAGAGACACCGAGGGCCAUGGGUCUCACACUGCUUCCACGGUGGCCGGACGUGCAGUGAACAAUGCAAGCUUGUUUGGUCUAGCUAACGGGACGGCUCGGGGUGGUGUUCCAUCGGCUCGCAUAGCUGUGUACAAAGUCUGUUGGGAGGGUGGUUGUACAGAAGCCGAUAUCAUGGCAGCUUUUGAUGAUGCAAUUGCUGAUGGGGUCGACAUGAUAUCUCUUUCCGUCGGAAGUCCUUUUCCUUCCGAUUACUUUGAGGAUUCUAUCGCCAUUGGAGCUUUUCAUUCCAUGAAGAAUGGGAUUCUCACAUCCAAUUCCGCCGGAAACAGCGGACCUGUAGCCGGAACAGUUGCUAAUUAUUCUCCAUGGUCGUUAACGGUUGCUGCUAGCACCAUUGAUCGGAAGUUUGUAACUCCGAUUGUGUUGGGCAACAAUAUGACCUUCGUGGGGCCGGCAAUAAACACAUUCGAUGCUGCGAUUCAUCCUAUAGUUUAUGGUGAUUCUGUGACGAAUACAGGAUUUACAUCAGAUGAUUCAAGAAUCUGCGAACCAGGUUCCUUGGACCCAACAUUGGUUAAAAACAAAAUUGUCGUUUGCGAUAGUACAGUGGGUCCCCCAACUGCGUUGGAAUCCGGUGCAAGUGGUGCAGUGAUCGAAGGUGAUUUCGGGUUUGAAGAUACGGCAUUCUCUUGGCCUCUACCAACGACAUACUUGAACGACAAAGAUGGCAGUGCAAUUCAAAGCUACAUAAACUCAACCACAACUCCAAGUGCUAGCAUCCUUAAGAGUAUUGAACUUGUAGACAAAGCUGCUCCAACUGUUGCCUCCUUCUCAUCAAGGGGCCCAAACCCAAUAACAUCCGACAUCCUUAAACCCGAUUUAACUGCACCUGGAGUGGAUAUCAUAGCAGCAUGGUCGCUGGAUACGACUGUCACCGGAGUAGAAGGAGACACUCGUGUUGUACCAUACAAUAUCAUCUCCGGAACUUCCAUGUCAUGCCCUCACGCCUCCGCCGCAGCAGCUUAUGUAAAAUCCUUCCACCCUACAUGGUCUCCUGCCACAAUUAAGUCCGCCCUUAUGACCACCGCUGCACCAAUGAGUCCAACUAAAAACGUGGACCAUGAAUUUGCGUAUGGUUCAGGCCAUAUCGACCCCUUAAAAGCCAUCGAUCCAGGUUUGGUGUAUGACGCCGGAGAAGCAGAUUUCGUGUCAUUUUUAUGCGGGCAGGGUUAUAACGCCACAAUUUUGAAAAUCGUCACCGGGGAUACAAGUGCUUGCUCGGCGGGGAAUAACGCGACUGUUUGGGACCUAAACUAUCCUUCGUUUGCACUAUCGGCUAAUCAUUCAGGCACCAUUGUCAGGACCUUUAAUAGGACUGUUACUAAUGUGGGUGCACCGGAGUCUACAUACCAGGCUAAUGUGGUAGCGCCAUCAGGAUUUGUGGUGAAGGUUAGCCCGAGCAGUCUUGCGUUCAAAGCAGUGGGGGAGAAGCAAUAUUUUGUGGUGACUGUUGAAGCGACAAUUGGGUCAAUGAUGAUUUCAGGUUCCUUGGUUUGGAGUGAUGGAGUUCAUAAUGUCAGGAGUCCGAUUGUUGCCUUCAAGAAUUAA
Molecule: messenger RNA, 2073 nt
Organism: Lactuca saligna
Lineage: Eukaryota; Viridiplantae; Streptophyta; Magnoliopsida; Asterales; Asteraceae
Source: the annotation of a GenBank genome assembly